AUGUCAUACUCAACAUACUCAUCAUACUCGUGUUCAAAAUUAUUUUCAGGAGGUUUACCAGAAUUAACAAAUGAAAUUUUAAACUACCUCCAUGAUGAUUAUUCAACAUUAUAUUCUUGUGUAUUAGUAAAUAGGUUAUGGUGUCGUUUGGCAGUUCCAAUCUUGUGGCGAGAUCCCUUCUCCAUUUCAACAUAUAAAAAACAUUUAAGUCAUCAUUUCAUAGAUUUUUAUCUGUAUUAUCUUGAUGAUGAUGAUAAGAACGUAUUUAGGGAGGAAUUCGGAAUUAAUAGAAUCGACUUCUUAUUAACAACACCCUUAUUUAAUUAUCCAUCUUUUAUUAAGGCAUUGAAUACGUAUAAACUGGAUUUGAUCGUGUCUGAUUGGAUUGAUUCUUUUACGGAGCAACCGUCAAAUUCUAAAUCUCAUCGAAAGAAAGGAAAUUCUUUAAAUUAUAAUUUACCUCAACCGACCAUGUUGUACCACCCGACUCGACUUCGACAAUACAGACCACCAUCAUUUCAUUUUAAUAAUGAUACACGAAAUUCAUCACCUUUUGAAUCCCCUCCUCCGAGUGGUGGUAAUAUUCGUGAUGAUUUUCAAAAGAAUAUCCUUCCGCCUCCAUUAAUUACCACUUCAUUACAAAGAAAGUAUCGUGGAUCUUGGGAUACCUUACCAUUUCCUUUACCCGUAGAUUUCAAAUAUUUGAAACAGGAAACACCUUUAAUGAUGGAUACAUCACUGCCAAUACGUCCCAUAAAUCCAACUUUUUCAACUCAACCAAUAGUACAACCAAGAAGGCGUCGAAUUCGACGUCGUAUACCAUUUAAUUUGUUAAACGUGAGAACGGUACAACUCGCGUCGUUAAUACCGCCAGAUGAGAAACUUCAGGAUUCAAUAAAGUUGAGACACUUUAUCUGUCGUACCUUAAUUAAAUUAUUUAUCUCGAACUUUGCUUCAUUAAUCACUUUUGAAAUAAUCGUUGAUCGCAAGACGACGUUAUAUGAUUUUAAAUUCAUACAUGAAGUUUAUGAAUUGAUCAAGGACAGCCCAAAAUUCAUCUCUGGGGUUGAGAAUUUCACCUUUCAUCAUAAUCCUACAUCUCAAUACUUUAUAAUGAAUGGGAUUACUGCAACGUCCAUGGAUUCGAUCUUACCUUUCACCUCUUACUUACCUUCAUUAUGUAAUUCGGUUAAAGAUCUAAAGAUUCAAGUUCAACCUUUUCAACCAAAUAAUGUUAGUUUAAAGGCUUCGAAAAAUUUGGCAAGAUUUAUUGAUUCACAGAAAGCGCUUUCUAAACUCACCUUUGCCUUUAACAAGGAUUUUUUACAAGAUUCCUUGUCAACUCUAAAAAGCGUUGCGAGCACCUUAACUUGUCUCAUAUUUGAUUCAUGUCAUUUCAUAAACAUUCAAUCUUUUCAAAGCCUUGAAUGCCUUGAAAAUUUAGAAUCUUUACAAUUUUAUCAAUGUUAUCCCGUGUUAAAGUUGGAAUUGGUUCAACAUUUAUCAAACAUUUCAAACCUCAAGAUCAAGACGUUAGCGAUCGUUACUAAUGAUUCCCAGUUUAUUGAUCCAUCGGAUGAUGUAUUACAAUAUCAAUUAAUAUUUCAUAAAGUUGGGAGUCACUUGGAGAAUUUAAUUUUAUCAAUUUAUGAUAAGAGAAACAUUUUUGAUAGUAUUUCACAUUACUGUGAGAAAAUUAAAUUUAUUCAUUUCACUGAAAUACAACAUGAACACAUCCCUCGAUUAAAUGAUUUACUCUCAUGCUUUGGUACAACCCUUCGAUACCUCACACUUGAUAUUAAGUAUGAUUUUAAUCAUUAUCCAAGAUUUUCUUUCCGUAGACUGAUACGCAUAGAGGAUGAACAUUCGCAAUCCGCCAGUACUUUACUCUUACAACAACUUGGUCAAGCAUUACCUCUUACUUUAGAGUACAUUGAUUUAUUCUUGAUCCUGGAUCCGAUUAACCUUCAAACCUUCUUGGAUAAUUGCAAGCAUCUUAAAUUAAAAAGGUUCUUGCUUAGAAACAUGAGGGAAUUUUAUUUGGACGAUACUUUACAAUUAUUGAAACGACUUAUAAUGGACAUGAAUAGUAUUCAAUGUCUUGCUUAUCGGAUUGGUAAAGGGGUUGAUUCAUUUGAAUGGGAUUUAGGUGGUAAUGGGUUUAGAGAGAGGAAGGAAGCAAAAGAAUUUGAACCGUACGUUAAAGUUAAAAAGUAUUCCGAAGCGGUGAUUAGAAUGUCGGAACCGUUCAACCUUGAAACUUUCACAACUUAUACAUUGUAA
Funneliformis mosseae is the source of this 2283-nucleotide messenger RNA. Lineage: Eukaryota; Fungi; Glomeromycota; Glomeromycetes; Glomerales; Glomeraceae. The record is from the annotation of a GenBank genome assembly.